AAAAAGUGCACUUGGCGGCCAGGCCGGGAAGGUGCUUGGCCAUAGCUACCGGUCCAUGUUCGCAAAGCACUGGAAACAGAAAUCAGUCCCCUCCUUCGGGCUGCGCAUUAUUGCAAACCCAGGGAGACGCAAUCAAACCCACAGCGCAUCGAUGCGCCGCCGCCAGCGCUCCGCUCUCCGGGCCCCGGGAUUGCACAAAUGAACUCGGACAGACGCACGCACCCGCCGCCUCUUGCCUGUUGCGGCCGCCGCGGCUCCAGCCCCGCCGCCGGCUCUGAGGACCGCUGAUCCUGCAGCGGCUGCUGCUGCGGCCGCCGGGGCCGGCCAGGCUGUACGCGCCUCCCCGCUGGAUGCCGUGAGCCCCCUCCCCCCGGGGAGGGCCGGGGCCCGUACUGGAAGAGGAGCGAGGGCUCCCCUCUGCCCCCUCCUCUCCUCUUCUCCAUCCUCGGAUUUCCUUCUCCCCCUCCACCUCCAAUUCUCUGCCCCCCCAUCCCCCCAACCAGGCGCACCUCAUCUGGGGCCGGGGAGGGGGAGGCCGGGUUGCGCCUCCCCCUCCUCCUCCUGCCUCCGGGGCGAUUUGUCAAACUUCCCAUUCUGCCGGCAGCUCCGUCCUCCUACCACCUUCCCUCCCUCCUCCUUUCUCCUCUUCUUCCUCCUCCCUCUCCCUCCUGCUCCCUCCUCCCCCUUCCCCUCUCCUCCUCCCUCACGUUUGUGGGAUCGUGUAUGAGCGAGAAGGGGGGAAAAAGCUGAGAGACUGGAGGAAGCAGGAUCACACAGGAGAUCUCCGGGGGGGAGGCUGAGAUAACUCUGCCAACCUCCCCCCCCAGAGCUCCCACCCCAGCGCCACCCACUCCCCUCCCCUCUCCUCCUACCCCUCCCCGCUCGCCGCCCCCCUACCCCUGGCAAGCAGCAGCAGCGGCGGCGGCGGCGGCGGCGGCGGCAGCAGCAGCAGCAGUCGCUGGAGAGCAGGAUGCCGAGGAGAAAGCAGCAAGCGCCCCGGCGCGCAGCAGCCUAUGUUUCAGAUGAAUUGAAGGCAGCUGCCUUGGUUGAUGAAGACAUGGACCCUGAUGAAACUGCAGCAGAUGGGGAACCCUCCGCCAAAUAUGCCUGCCCUGAGAAAGAAUUCAGUAAGACCUGUCCCAGCUAUCAGAACUCUCCGGCUGCUGAAUUUUCUAGCCAUGAGAUGGACAGCGAGUCUCACAUUAGUGAGACCAGUGAUCGAAUGGCUGACUUUGAAAGCAGCUCCGUUAAAAACGAGGAGGAGAGCAAGGAGGUUGCCAUCCCCCUGGAAGACUCAGCAGUGUCCGACAGCCUGGAGCAGAUGAAAGCUGUCUACAACAACUUUCUCUCCAACUCGUACUGGUCCAACCUCAACCUGAACCUGCACCAGCCCUCCUCAGACAAGAAUAAUGGGAGCAGCAGCAGCAGCAGCAGUAGCAGCAGCAGCUGUGGGAGUGGCAGCUUUGAUUGGCAUCAGAGUGCCAUGGCUAAGACGCUGCAGCAAGUGUCUCAGAGCCGCAUUCUCCCAGAGCCCAGUCUCUUUAGCACAGUACAAUUGUACCGACAAAGCAGCAAGCUCUAUGGGUCCAUAUUUACCGGGGCCAGCAAAUUCCGCUGCAAAGACUGUAGUGCAGCCUACGAUACUUUAGUGGAAUUAACAGUGCACAUGAACGAAACGGGACAUUAUCGAGAUGACAACCACGAGACUGAUAACAACAAUCCCAAGAGGUGGUCCAAACCCCGCAAAAGGUCCUUGCUGGAAAUGGAAGGAAAGGAAGAUGCUCAGAAAGUUUUAAAGUGCAUGUACUGUGGCCAUUCUUUUGAGUCUCUCCAGGACUUGAGUGUUCAUAUGAUUAAAACAAAACACUACCAAAAAGUGCCUCUGAAGGAACCCGUCACGCCUGUUGCAGCCAAGAUCAUUCCCGCCACCAGAAAGAAAGCUCCACUGGAGCUUGAGCUUCCCAGCUCCCCCGAUUCCACAGGUGGGACCCCAAAGGCAACUAUCUCAGACACGAAUGACGCUCUGCAGAAGAACUCCAACCCCUACAUCACGCCAAAUAACCGCUACGGCCACCAGAAUGGGGCCAGCUAUGCCUGGCACUUUGAGGCCCGGAAAUCCCAGAUCCUCAAGUGCAUGGAGUGCGGCAGCUCUCAUGACACUUUGCAGGAGCUCACGGCGCACAUGAUGGUGACCGGACACUUCAUCAAGGUCACUAACUCGGCCAUGAAGAAAGGGAAGCCUAUCAUCGAGGCUCCCGUCACUCCAACCAUCACAGCUCUGCUUGAUGAGAAGGUACAGUCUGUGCCUCUGGCAGCCACCACAUUUACCUCUCCCUCCAACACACCCUCGAGCAUUUCUCCGAAACUAAACGUGGAGGUCAAAAAGGAAGCUGACAAAGAGAGAGUGGUGACUGAGGAAAAAACUAAGGACAAAGAAAAAUCACCCGAAGAAGAGGAAAAGUAUGAUAUCUCUUCUAAGUAUCAUUAUUUGACUGAAAAUGACUUAGAGGAGAGUCCCAAAGGAGGGUUGGAUAUCUUAAAGUCACUAGAAAACACAGUCACGUCGGCUAUUAACAAAGCCCAGAACGGGACUCCCAGCUGGGGUGGCUACCCCAGCAUCCAUGCAGCUUAUCAACUCCCCAACAUGAUGAAACUGUCCCUGGGCUCCUCAGGGAAGAGCACACCCCUGAAACCCAUGUUUAGCAAUAGUGAGAUCGUGUCGCCCACAAAGACCCAGACCCUGGUAUCUCCGCCCAGCAGCCAAACCUCCCCCAUGCCAAAGACCAACUUCCACGCCAUGGAAGAGCUGGUCAAGAAAGUCACCGAGAAAGUCGCCAAAGUCGAAGAAAAAAUGAAGGAACCCGAGGGGAAGCUCUCUCCCAUGAAAAGGGCCACCCCUUCCCCGUGCAGCAGCGAGGUGAGCGAGCCCAUCAAGAUGGAGGCCUCCAGCGACGGCGGCUUCAAGAGCCACGAGGCCAGCCCCAGCCCUCAGAGGGAGGGGGGCAAGGAGAGCAGCCCCCUGGCCGAGCCGGUGGAGAACGGCAAGGAGCUGGUGAAGCCCAUGACGAGCGGCUUGAGCAGCAGCACAGCCAUCAUCACCGACCACCCCCCCGAGCAGCCCUUCGUUAACCCCCUGAGCGCUCUCCAGUCGGUCAUGAAUAUCCACCUGGGGAAGGCGGCCAAGCCUUCCCUGCCCGCCCUCGACCCCAUGAGCAUGCUCUUCAAGAUGAGCAACAGCCUGGCGGAGAAGGCGGCGGUGGCGACACCCCCCCUGCCGUCCAAGAAAGCGGACCACUUGGACCGCUAUUUCUACCACAUCAACAACGACCAGCCCAUUGACUUGACGAAAGGGAAGACUGACAAAAGCUGUUCUCUAGGUUCAGUGCUCUUGUCACCCACGUCGACAUCCCCUGCCACCUCCUCAUCCGCGGUGACAACGGCGAAGACGUCGGCCGUCGUGUCGUUCAUGUCAAACUCGCCGCUCCGUGAGAAUGCCUUGUCAGAUAUCUCUGAUAUGUUGAAGAACCUGACAGAGAGCCACACGUCAAAAUCUUCCACACCUUCCAGCAUCUCUGAAAAGUCCGACAUUGAUGGGACCACGCUGGAGGAGCCCGAGGAGACGACCCCAGCCCAAAAGAGGAAAGGGCGCCAGUCCAACUGGAACCCCCAGCACCUGCUGAUCCUGCAGGCCCAGUUCGCUGCCAGCCUCCGGCAGACAUCGGAGGGGAAAUACAUCAUGUCGGACCUGAGCCCCCAAGAGCGGAUGCACAUCUCCAGGUUCACGGGCCUCUCGAUGACCACCAUCAGCCACUGGCUGGCCAAUGUGAAAUACCAGCUCAGAAGGACAGGGGGAACGAAGUUCCUCAAAAACCUGGACACUGGCCACCCCGUGUUCUUUUGUAACGACUGUGCGUCACAAAUCAGGACUCCUUCCACGUACAUCAGUCACCUGGAGUCACAUCUGGGUUUCAGAUUGAGGGACUUGUCCAAACUGUCCAAUGAACAGAUUAACAAUCAGAUAGCACAAACUAAGUCCCCGUCGGAAAAACUGGUGACGUCGUCUCCCGAAGAGGAGCUGGGGACUUCCUACCAGUGCAAACUUUGCAAUCGGACCUUUGCAAGCAAGCAUGCCGUUAAACUUCAUCUUAGCAAAACACACGGGAAAUCGCCAGAGGAUCAUCUCCUGUAUGUCUCAGAGCUUGAGAAGCAGUAGCAUUUGCUUUCGAUUAAAAUGACUGUAAUUUGCUUUGAGGAAAACUGUCAAAGGCACCUUAAAGCUACUAUUUCCUUCUUGGCACAUGUUCUUACUCUAACGGCAGAGAAUCACUCUGGGCUGAACUGUUUUGUAUAACUGUACAGUGUUUAAUAGAGGCGCAUAAUCAGCUGUUGUUACUGGUAAAAUAUGAAGGUUAAAAUGCAGUGGUAAGUGUUUGGAACUUUGUGUAAAUUGGAUUUAGUUGUGGGCAUCCCUCCGAUGCUUCAAGCUGCAUGCAUUAACAGACAGUUUAAUUAAGCAUUUAUAAGGAAAUCUGGCACACUUUUUCCAUGUGACCCAAGUGUGUUGGCAUUUCUCACCCUUUAAUCUUUAGCCCUCUGAGUACUUUGAAGCACUUUUGCAUUAAUUUGGUUUAAAAAAAUAAUAAUAAUGAUAAUGUAUGGAGCUCUGGUUUUUUAAAAAAAAAAAUCCUUACCAGCUUAGUUAUAAUUAAUGAUAUGAACCUCCACUUAUGCAGGUCUGCAGGGGUAUAACAAGCCUUGAAAUUAAAAAAAAAAUAUUAUUUUCACAUUGAAACAUAGAUGUAUAUAUUGUAUAGAUUUCAGACUCUCUUAUGAAAAAAAAAUGUGAUCGUGGUUAAAUGACCUUUUUUUCUGCAUUUAUAGCAACAGUGUUUUAUGUACCUGCUAUGCUCUGGGCAUAAGCUGUGCCUAUGUAUAGUGUAUAUUUCUCUCCCCCCACCCCAUUUUUUUUAAGGUCUAUGUUUUUUUUUUUGUUUUGUUUUUGUUUUUUGUUUUUACAUUCAAACAUUGUAAAUUAUACAAAAGAUACCACAGAUAGCAUUUAUAAAGUAUGCAGAAACAUUAUUCUAAAAGCAAAGUAUGAUUGUUUUGCUAUACAGUACAUCUAUAUUGAUAGAGGUUCAUGUUUAAAUUAUGCAUAUUUAUUAGCAUCAUGUUAUCUUUUGUUUUGAGCAGUCUGAUAACAGAGGCCAGGGAGGGCAUCCGUGGCAAGCAUCAUAACUAUUUUGCACAUGAUUUUUAAAGGUAUUUAUUAGAAAUCAAAGGAAGUUCAAAACAAACUCAGUGCUCAAAGGGUUAAGUCUAUUUGAAAAGGAAAGGAAAAAAAAAAAAAAAACUUGUACUGUAUUUCCUAAACAUUGAUAAAGCCUUUAAAAUGUUUGUACUGUAACACUUUGCUUAAAAGUUAUGAGGCAUUCUGUGAUUCAACCUCUUUUACUUAUUUAUAAGUCUUCUUGGUUGCUAUUUCAUAUUGUAGAAUGCCUUUUUAUUUCAAUUGGUAACUUUCUGUUUUGUUCUGCCUAAUUAUUCUCCCAAGAUUCCAUACUCCAGCUUUAUCUUUAGGCAUAUGAAAGGUAACCCGUGGUUACCGGCACACUAAGUGAUUCUGUUCGUCUCCAUUUUUGGCAGUUAAUUUGCAAAAGUAACUGACAGCUGACACCAUAUGAGAAUCUAUGUAUAAAAUAUUGGCAUGUAAACAGCACAGACCCUGUAACGCACUCUGUGCCCUGUUUUGUUGUUGACAAUGAAGCACCAUUAUAUGACUCUUCAUAUAACCUUUUUUUCUACUGCAGCAUUAAAAUUGUCUUUUUGCUAUAA
Sarcophilus harrisii (Tasmanian devil) is the source of this 5835-nucleotide messenger RNA. RefSeq names its product teashirt zinc finger homeobox 3 (gene TSHZ3). Gene Ontology annotation, cellular component: nucleus. Gene Ontology annotation, biological process: regulation of transcription by RNA polymerase II. Bases 971 to 4213 code for a protein of 1080 amino acids. The record is from RefSeq and is a predicted model, not a curated record. NCBI's taxonomy places the organism in Eukaryota, Metazoa, Chordata, Mammalia, Dasyuromorphia, Dasyuridae. The transcript has 3 exons. Gene Ontology annotation, molecular function: DNA binding; DNA-binding transcription factor activity, RNA polymerase II-specific.